UUCCAGAAUAUACUUGAAUUGUCAUAAUAAAUUCUCAUUGAAUUUUGAAUUAUUAAGGUCAAUAUUUUUUUUCCUGAAUAUCUAAAAUGACAUGCUAAAUAUGAUCAAUAGUGAUACUGAAAUAGUAGACCGAAUGAAGGUCGAAAACGUUUCAAAUAUGUCUAUAAAAAAUGAACCUGAAGAUUUUAAUGGUUUCAACAGUGAAAGCCAUUCUCAUCUCGAAGAAGAAUCAUUGGAUGAUGGUGGUUCUAGUUUCAACGCAUCUUCCGAUUUGGAUGAAGAUAGUUCUUGUUCUGAUGAUACAGAUAAUGAUGAUUCUUCAAAUGAUUCUGAUGGUUCAGAAAUAUCAUCCAUUGUCAAUCCUGAUUCUUCAGAAAUUUCUUCGGUUGUUUUUCCUCUUGAAACUAUACAAAUCAUUUCGGAACAAAAUGAAAUUCAAAAAGAACUGACAGAAGACGCAGCUUUAUCAAUUUCCGAAGAUGUUAGCUAUAGGAUACGUGAAUUAAUACAUUGUUCUUCCCAAUUUAUGCGACAUUCAUUUCGUACAAAACUGUCGACCAAAGAUGUUUUUCAAGCUAUGCAAGAACUUGAUUGUGAUCUGAUUUUCGGUCAUAAUAACACUAUUUCGAAUAGCAAUGAAAUGACCGACAAAGAAACUCAUUACAUAGAAGUGCCAUCAGCUGAAAUUUUUGUUGAAAAUCAUAAUCUAGUUGAUCUCAAACAGGAAACUUUCAGAUUAUUGAAGAUUAAACCACCGAAUAAAGAUGAUGAAGCUAAACUGUCACAAGCUUUCGAAAUUGAUUGGUUCAGCCUUACUAAUCCUAUCUGUGAUAAUAUCUAUUAUAUUAAUGGAAAAUCUAAUCUAAUUGACAAUUAUUUUCGAAAACUUACUGAAUUAUUGUUGAACAAUUCAAAAAUAUUAUCAUCAAAAGAACAAAAUCGUUGUCUAAAAGUAUUCUGUAUGGAUCUGUCAAAAAAUCGUUUGGUCAAAUCGCUAAUUUGUCCACUAGUUUAUUUUACUCGUAAUACGAUUAUUUCUUGGGAAAAACUUAAGCCUUCUCAUGAAGAAAUCGAUUUAAUCAAAUUCAAUCAAACACGAUUAAAAUCAAUAAAACGGCUAUUGACGGUACUUUGUUCAAUUAUACGCAAUGAAGAAUUCGUAGAUCUUACAUUUGAUUCGAAAAUUCUCGAAGAUUUUGCCGAAACGAUCCUGAUGCUUUGUUUUGAAUCCAAUUCCUUGAGUCUUUCUUUUACUCUCGAUAGUUAUUUCCAAUUAUAUCCUUUAGUAUUACAAAUACGAUCUUUUUCCGCAUAUUUGUUCACUCAAUUAUUGUACAAAUUUUCCAUCCCAUUAACCGACAUUCAACAUCGUCUUAUGAAAAUACUAUGUAUAAAAAUCAAAAAUCGUGCAGAAAAAUCAAUCGAUAAUCUUCUCGACAUAUCAUCAAUCGAUUAUGCUAUUUUAAAUCUGUUCCGUUUUCUAGGUUUCGACAUGUGUAUGCGUUAUCUGUUACCAUUACUAACUGAUGAACAAUCAUUUUUCCAUUCUUAUUUUAAAAAUCAUGAAUAUAAUGAUCGAAAAGAAUUUAUGAUUUAUCAACAGGUACGAAAUCUAGUAUUGUGCGAAAUAGUUAUGAUUGGAAAAUUAAUCCUUAAAGGGUUAAUUUUACUAUUAACUCAAAAACCCGAUGAUUUUGUCCUUGUUGAACAAAGUGAUUCAGUUUAUACAUUUUUCGGUGAAUUUUUCGGCGAUUCCUUGUAUUGUUCAUUGAUUCCUGUGAUUGAAAUACUGCGAUUAAAUGGACAGAACUUUGAUAUUUGGCUAAAAAAUUGGCGUAAAUUUGUUCCAAAUAAAAAACAAAAACUAACGGAAUAUCAUUCAGAUACAUCAAAAAUCGCACAACAAAGUUCGGAAAAAUCGCCUAACAAAUCACACCGGAAAAAAGGUACUGGAUUACUUGAAUCAAUGCUUUCAACCGAUACAACCAAAAUGCCGAAAAAUGAAUCACUUUCAAUGUUUACGGACUCAUUGUUAGAUUCAUCUCAUAAGCAAUACGAAAAAGUAUUCCUUUAUCAACAGGAUUUUGAUGAAACGCUAGAAGCUCAAUCUGAUCAUUCACCCGAAUGUUUGAUUGUAUUUGAUGGACAUAGAUUGCCACCAACCAAUACUGAUGAAGAAGAUGAAGGUGCACCCAAAAAAGUUAAGAUACAUUCAUCGACGAUACCGUAUAAAAAUUCUGAAUGGUACAAUCUCAGUGUUAAUUAUCGAUUCAAAACGAAAACAUAUCAUCAUUUUAUCAUUAGCAAUAUCAAUCAAAAUACGAGCCAAAAAAUACGUUUCGAUCCGAACCGACAUGCCAGAUUUCAUUAUCAUCGAAUUCAUCAUCAUACACGAAUCUGUACAAGUCUUUACACACAUCUUUAGCAUUAUUGCUUUUUAAAAUUUGUUUUAUAAAAUGAAUAAAAUUGUUUUAUUGU
Dermatophagoides pteronyssinus (European house dust mite) is the source of this 2478-nucleotide messenger RNA. RefSeq lists its product as uncharacterized. Gene Ontology annotation, biological process: RNA polymerase II preinitiation complex assembly; transcription initiation at RNA polymerase II promoter. Gene Ontology annotation, molecular function: transcription coactivator activity; protein heterodimerization activity; RNA polymerase II general transcription initiation factor activity. Gene Ontology annotation, cellular component: transcription factor TFIID complex; SAGA complex; SLIK (SAGA-like) complex. The record is from RefSeq and is a predicted model, not a curated record. NCBI's taxonomy places the organism in Eukaryota, Metazoa, Arthropoda, Arachnida, Sarcoptiformes, Pyroglyphidae.